This is a messenger RNA of Diatraea saccharalis (sugarcane borer), 3649 nucleotides long. The record is from the annotation of a GenBank genome assembly. Lineage: Eukaryota; Metazoa; Arthropoda; Insecta; Lepidoptera; Crambidae.
UCGAAAUGCCAAGAAAACAAAACAAAAAUUAUAUUAUUCAAACAAACCAGUAUUUGUUUGUUUUUUUUUUUUUUUUUUUUGUUUUUUUUUUUUUUUUUCUGGGUUCGCACGGCUUGUGCAUUUAGCCAAUGACAUUAUUUUGGGUAAAGAAAAAAAAAAAAAAAAAAAGGAGAAAAAAUCCAUUUCGGAGAUAAAUAAGUAUUAAUAAAUUAAAUAGUUAUUUUGGUUCAAAAAACAGUUAUUAAAAAUGGACCUAUUGAAAACUCCUUCCGUACAAUCUUUAUUAGACUCUGACUUGGAAUCUGUUGAGAGUCUUCAAUAUUUAGAUAUUGAAGAGCUAGAUGAGGUUGAAUAUGCUUUGCCUCCAAGUUAUGCGCCUACGCUAGCCGAAGUUUUGUCAACAGAUGAAGAAGAAGGUGGUAUUUCAGAAGCUAUUAAAAAUAAAGAACUCUUUUCCUGUUCAACACUUCAAGUGGAUUUUCUACAAGCUGUUUCCCAACAACUAACACAUGCUCAAGAACGAUCAUCGGCUGGAACAGCAACUUCACUAAGCGUAGGAACUGGGGGAAAAUUGACAGUGGGGACAGCACAUGGACAACUUCUAUCAUUCUUUGAUCAGACGUUACGAUGGGUCUGUGAUUCUAAUGUAGAUAAAGGUGCAGUUUCAUGUUUAGCAUACAACCAGGACAGUACGCGCCUGUUAGCGGGAUAUGCACAAGGUUUAAUAUGUCAAUACGAAAGUAUAAGAGGCAUAUUAUUAAGGCGCGUCACAUUAGGUGGUGACAUAUGGGGUAUCCUGAGAGUGACAUGGGCAGGUACAUCAGGCUUGGCACUAGAUACUGGUGGUUCCGUUUGGUUGAUUAAGUUCUCUAGACCACUGGGAGUACGAGCUGCACGCACUUCGUGUCUAUUCUCUGGAGCUCGAGGAGAAGUUGUAGCAAUGACAGCACAAGAUGCACGUGUAUUAGCAUUAGCGACCUUAUCUCGAGUAAUAAUUGUGGCUGGUGGAAGAGCAGCAGGUGUACGUCUCGGAGGGCCACCUGACACUCUUCCUGUACUAGAAUGGUGCGAAACUGACGAUAGAAUAUUAGUUUGUGGUCGAGCUAAGACAUUGCAGUGGUUGUCAGUGACAGUAACUGGAACAUCAAUAUCAUUACGAUCGUUACAACGUGUGGAGCUGAAAACUACACCUCUAUGGUUGGGUUGGCUCGGCGGUAAUUUGGCUAUUUUUGAUGCCAAUGAAAACAUAAGAUUAUGGGGAGAGGAUUAUGACAAGCCUCUUGAUUUAUCACACGUUGAACCAGUUUAUGCAUCUGCUUUCUUCAAGGGCUUAUUUACUGAUGGCAGAGUAUCACGCGCCAUGUGCAAAGCUGGAGUUAGUGCCCUAGGAGGGGUUUGUGUUGUGGAAGGCACAUUGUCGUUGCUAGGCAGGCGCGGUAUAGUGCGAGUCAGACCGCGAGACCUUAUCACUAGAACUAAGACUUUGCUGUCAUCUGGUCAUCAUUUACAAGUUCUACGUAUACUGUGUAGCUGCCAUGGGACUGAAGCAAAAUCACUGGCUAAUCAACUCAUAGUGAAUAUAUCUGAAAGACCACAUUUACUGUCGAACAGAAAUAUGGCGGAGCAAAUUAUAAAACUUUGUUUGAAAUUCAAUUUGAGUCAAGAACUAUGGACGACGUUAUGGGAGCAUUGUUCAAAUGAAAACGCAUUUGUGGAGGCAUUGGGUGAUGCGGCAGUUCGUGGAGACUUCACUACGAAUCCUCCAUCUCCAGAUGCAACACAGGCUCUAAUAGAAAGGCUUGCGGAAUUCGAGCCGGGCCUGGUGGAGCGUGUUGUCGCGUCGCUGCCACUUACUGCCCUCGAUCCACACCGUGCUAGCGUCUUCACCAGGGAGAAGAAAUUGUGGCGGGGUGUUGGGGCAAUAGCCGCCGCUUUGGGUGGCAGUAGCGGCGCCAUGCGCGAGUUAGCGCCGCACGUGCGUGCUGGGUGCGGGGGCGCGGGCGGAGCGGGGUGCGGGUGCGCGGGGGACGCGCUCGUGCUGGCGGCGGCGGACGCGCUCGCUGGCCGCGGCGCAGCCGGCCGCCCGCUGCCGGACCACGCGAGACCGUCCGCCAGGCACGACGCUCUACACGCACUACUAGACCCCGAUGUUCGAUGUGAGGGCCGGUCGCCAUUACACGUAUUGGUGAUGCACGACGCGAGUGCGGCAGUGAGACUACUAGAGCAGAGCGCUCGCGAACCCCCAUUCGCGGGACCGCUCGCCAAACAGAAUCGACUGCGAGUAGCGCGAGCACUACUAGCAUUGGCACCAGAAUUGCAGGCGAGUUGUGAAAAUAAGGCGCGCACUGAAAUAUUGGAAUUCGUAUCGGGACAAAUCAGCAGUGGAGCGCUUCCUUCCGACCAUGAAGUUUUGAAAGCUACACAGGAGCUCGCGGCGGCCACUGACGGUGAGCGCGCCGACCGCGCGUGGCUCACGCUUAUCGCCCGCGACCGACAGCACCCCGACCGACUGCAGGAACAACGAGACCUGGCGGCCCACCGGCCCCGCGUCGCGUGGAAAAUAGACUCCACCCUCAAUCGACACGACGAUGCGCUGCACAAUUUUUUCAGAAUAGAUAACCCCUCCCCAACCGAUGUGGACGAACUCUUCGAGUAUAUUCAAUCAAAAAUCGAAGCGAACGGAAUCGAGAUCGAUCUAAAACCUCACCUUCCGGCGUUGAUAGAGCUCCGACCGGGAGCGGCGGCCGCGGUCCUGCCCGACCGUUAUUCGAACGAAGUGGAGGCUCUUUUGGAAAAGACGACUAGUGAAAAGUCGUUGGAGUUCGCCGAGAACCUGCUCGAAAAGGGGCAGCUCCGAGGGGACGCGGCGGCUGCAUAUUUUAAAGCGCUCUGCACGCUCCGGCCGACCGCCGCGGUAGGUUUUCUCGCGAAGUACCCGGGCGUCGUCCGACCGGAACGGGCCCUCGCGAUCGUACGGGAGACCGGUGCGACGGACGCCGAAGCGGUCUGCUCGGAGGCCGCCGGCGACCCGAGCGGAGCUCUCGACUCUAUCCUGCGACGUUUGGACGCGGGGAACGAGAAGGAAGUCGCGGCCGCCGUCGUGGAGGCGGCCGAGCUUUGCGCGAGAGUCGCCCCCGGCGCCCCGCCGGCGGUCGCCGAGGAGAUGUGGACCCGUCUCCUGGGGAGGGCGCCGUCGGUGCCGCCCUCUGUGAUCCUGGAGGCGGCGGCGUACGUGCCGGCGGAGACGUUGAUAGCGCGCGCGGGAAAGUGUCCGCGUGGCGUGUCGGCGUUACUGAGUUGUGCGGCGAGCGGGCGGCGGGCGUGGUGGUGCGGCGCGCGGGUGGCGGGGCGGGAAGCGCACGAGGCGGUGGCGCGCGCGCUGGCGGCGGCGCGGCGCGGCUUGAGCGUGCGCGGGCGGUGCACGGGCUGCGGCCUGCGGCUGGCGGCGUGCCCGCCCGUCGUCACCACGCACUGCGCGCGCGCGCGACACCUCGACUGCGGACAGGAGAUCACGUGCACGUGCGGCAGGCGGGUGCCCGACGUCGUGUGGUCGCCGCCGCAACGCACGCGCCGCUCCCUCUCGCCGCCGCGGGAACACGACCUGCAACUGGUCGCGCCGCCCCGUCCUGAUCUCGAGGGCAUCGUUUAG